Molecule: messenger RNA, 3585 nt
Organism: Dichomitus squalens LYAD-421 SS1
Lineage: Eukaryota; Fungi; Basidiomycota; Agaricomycetes; Polyporales; Polyporaceae
Product: aminophospholipid-transporting P-type ATPase
Exons: 14
Coding region: 150-3584 (1144 amino acids)
Biological process (GO): endocytosis; phospholipid translocation; retrograde vesicle-mediated transport, Golgi to endoplasmic reticulum
Cellular component (GO): endosome; trans-Golgi network; plasma membrane
Molecular function (GO): ATP hydrolysis activity; magnesium ion binding; ATPase-coupled intramembrane lipid carrier activity
Source: RefSeq, a predicted model, not a curated record
GUCAAGUGUAGCUCAGCUGCGUGUGAGGCGUCGCUCCAAGUGCCGGCACGCAGCUCUACUACCUUCUCGGCUUGAUGCUCUGGACCCAUAUCUACUACUGGUCUUCGGUGAAUUGACGACGUACUUGUAUCUGGUAUUGCCCGGGGUACAUGUCCGAAAUCCCUCUGCAUACCUUCGGACGAACCAGAAAGUCUAGGGCAGGCUAUACUCCCCUCCAUAACGGCGAACCCGGCGACGAGGUUCACGGCAACGGUACCAACGGUCUCGAACCCGACAAUAGCAGCGGACGCACCAUGCACGGGGUUGUGCGCGCGGCAGUCGCUUCCUCUGGAUCUGUGAGCAGGAAGGGCCAGCGGCGCGAGAGGUAUGCGGACGACCCGGAGGAAGAGGAGACUCUCCUUGGAGACGCGUCGCACGAGGAUGGCGGGUUUCGAAAUGAUGAGCCUGAGGAGCAGAUACGGGAGACCUCACAGCGGUCGACAUCAUCGCGGAGAGGCAAGUCCAGCGACAAGUCAAGAAUAAUACCGUUCAGACCUCCAGAGAAGCUGCAGGGCAAAUACCCGCCAAAUGUGGUCCGCAAUCAGAAGUUCAACGUCUUCACAUUCCUCCCGCUCGUCUUCUAUGAACAGUUCAAGUUCUUCUUCAACCUCUACUUCCUUCUGGUUGCAUUAUCGCAGUUCAUCCCAGCUCUCAAGAUUGGUUUCAUUGUCACCUACAUAGCUCCUCUCGCAUUCGUGCUCACCGUGACCAUGGGAAAGGAGGCGUAUGAUGACUACAAGCGUAAUCAGCGCGACCGGGAAGCGAACUCGCAGAAGUACCUUGUGCUUGAUCCCUCGGAAUAUUCUGAGUCGUCUCCGGAGGGUAUUCCCUAUACCCGUUCGGUGCCGUCCUCUAGCCUGCGCGUCGGAGACCUUGUCGUGCUAGAGAAGAACCAACGGGUACCUGCUGAUCUUGUGCUCUUGCGGACCUCGGACAGCUCUGGUACUUGUUUCAUCCGUACAGACCAGCUGGAUGGUGAGACGGACUGGAAGCUGCGUGUGGCGGUACCUGCAUGUCAGAAGCUCAGCAGCGACAGGGAACUGCUGACGGUGGACGCAGAGAUAUACGCGGACGCGCCGAUCAAGGAUAUUCAUACGUUCAUCGGGACGUUUACGAUCAAUUCCCCUCCAUCUUUGCUCGAGGACGAUGUCCCCAUGGUUCAGGUCCCGACUGUGGAGCCCUUGACUGCGGAGAACAUGCUUUGGUCUAACACUGUGCUUGCUGCCGGGUCUGCUGUCGGCUUCGUCAUCUAUACUGGCUCCGAGACUCGUGCUGUUAUGAACACGAGCCAUCCAGAGACGAAGGUUGGUCUCCUUGACGUCGAGAUCAACAGACUUGCCAAGAUCCUUUGUGCCGUGACCUUCGCACUCUCUCUCGUCCUCGUUGCACUCAAUGGCUUCAGAGGCCCAUGGUACAUCUAUGUUUUCCGCUUUCUCAUUCUUUUCUCUUCCAUCAUACCCAUCAGUCUGCGCGUCAACUUGGAUAUGGGCAAGACGGUAUAUGCGCAACAGAUCAUGACUGACAACGAGAUACCCAACACUAUCGUGCGAACGAGCACGCUUCCAGAGGAACUGGGAAGGAUAGAGUAUCUACUUAGCGAUAAAACUGGCACGCUGACGCAAAACGAGAUGGAGAUGAAGAAGUUGCAUAUGGGCACUGUGUCCUAUGGAUACGACUCCAUGGACGAAAUUGCUCACCAGCUGGCAGUGGCUUUCGGUUCAGCUGAUGAACAUGGCCAUGGCCGACACCCUUCCUUGCAGACCGGCGUCCAAUUAGCCACUAGGGGUCGUCGAGACAUGUCCUCACGUGUGCAUGACGUGGUCCUGAGUUUGGCGCUCUGCCACAACGUUACUCCGGUGUACAAUGACGACGGCACCGUCACCUACCAGGCGUCUUCUCCUGAUGAGGUUGCCAUUGUCAAAUGGACGGAAUCUGUCGGCCUCCGCCUGACCUUCCGAGACCGCACCCGCAUCGAGCUCCAGACGCCGACCGGCGCGCGCAUCUCCUUCGACGUGCUCGACAUCUUCCCGUUCACAUCCGAGUCGAAGCGCAUGGGCAUCAUCGUCCGCGACGCGCAGACAGGGGACAUCACGUUCCUUCAAAAGGGCGCCGACGUCGUCAUGACUAAGAUCGUGCAGCGCAACGACUGGCUCGAGGAGGAGUGUGCGAACAUGGCGCGGGAAGGCCUGCGGACACUCGUCAUGGCCCGCCGGAGGCUGAGUGACCAGUCAUACAACCAUUUCAAGGAGCAGCACCAUUUGGCGAGCAUCAAGCUCGAGGGCCGGAACGAGGCUAUGGCUGCCAUUGUUGCGGAGCUGCUUGAGCACGAUCUUGAGCUGCUGGGCUUGACAGGUGUCGAGGACAAAUUGCAAGACGAGGUUAAGUCGACGCUGGAGCUGCUGAGGAACGCCGGGAUCAAGAUCUGGAUGUUGACUGGUGACAAAAUCGAGACCGCGACCUGCAUUGCGAUCUCGACAAAGCUUGUGGCGCGUAACCAGUACAUUCACCAGGUGGCGAAGCUCAAGACAUCCGACCAAGUGCGCGACCAACUUGAGUUCCUCCAACAAAAGCUCGAUUGCUGUCUCGUCAUCGACGGCGAGUCGCUUCAACUGUGCCUCAACAUGUUCAAGAAUGAAUUCGUCGAGAUCGCGACCAAGCUUUCCGCAGUCGUCGCCUGCCGAUGCUCUCCAACGCAGAAGGCGGACGUGGCCCGGCUCAUCCGGAAACAUACCAAGAAGCGUGUCUGCUGUAUUGGCGAUGGUGGUAACGACGUCAGCAUGAUCCAGGCGGCCGAUGUUGGUGUCGGUAUCGUGGGGAAGGAAGGGAAGCAAGCCUCGCUCGCUGCCGACUUUUCGGUCACGCAGUUCAGUUAUCUCACCAAGCUUCUGCUCUGGCAUGGCCGCAAUUCCUACCGUCGCUCGGCGAAGCUCGCGCAAUUCGUCAUCCACCGUGGUCUCAUCAUCUCGGUCAUGCAAGCCGUCUUCUCUUCCAUCUUCUACUUCGCUCCGAUCGCGUUGUACCAAGGCUGGCUCAUGGUCGGAUACGCGACUGCGUACACGAUGGCGCCUGUAUUCUCGCUUGUGCUCGAUCGAGACGUCAACGAAGAUCUCGCGCUACUGUACCCUGAGUUGUACAAGGAGCUUACUAAGGGCCGCGUCUUGUCGUACAAAACGUUCUUCAUCUGGCUCAUGAUCAGUGUCUAUCAAGGUGCUGCGAUCAUGAUCAUGUCCCUCGUCCUCUUCGAGAACGAAUUCCUCAACAUUGUUUCCAUCUCAUUCACUGCUCUGAUUCUCAACGAGCUCAUAAUGGUCGCACUAGAAAUCACGACAUGGCAUAUCUAUAUGGUGGUCUCAGAGAUCGUAACACUCUUCAUAUACGCUAUUAGCAUGACAUUCCUACCUGAAUAUUUCGAUCUAACCUUCGUCUUGUCGUCCCGGUUUGCUUGGAAGGUGGCGGUUAUUGUGGCUAUCAGUGCAUUCCCACUGUACAUUAUCAAAUUCAUUCGUAGUAGAGUCGCGCCCGCCGCGUCGAGUAAGCUGUUGUAAC